Molecule: messenger RNA, 2010 nt
Organism: Symbiodinium sp. CCMP2456
Lineage: Eukaryota; Dinophyceae; Suessiales; Symbiodiniaceae
Source: the annotation of a GenBank genome assembly
AUGGCUGACCAAGAUGAUGGGGGCCUGAAGCUCGUGAUGUCCCAAAUCGAGCAGCUCAUUUGCGGCCUGCUGGCAUCACAGGACCUACAGUGCGUGGAUCGCAAGUUCUCCAGCCCGGUCCAAAUCAGAAGGCCAUCAAGGAAGGCAUCCAUAACGAACUCGGCGGAAAUCCCGCACAUGGUGCCGGAACUUGGCCCCUUUCCGGACCCCCCAACGCCGACCCUCAAUCCCAAGACCCUGAAGCCACAAAAUUCAGGGGUCUCCAAGCAGGCAUCCCUGCCACCAAACUCGACACUCUCUGUCUCGAAGGUGGUGUCCAACCCUCACAGUCGUCAGGUGACUCCCAGCGACGACGGUUCCACAGACGGGAUGGAAGGCCUCUACAGGCUACACCACGGAUGGGAGAAGAGGGUUCAGGAGCAUUCGUCCUAUCGGCUGAACAAGACCGGGCCCACCCGAACCCACUCCACGAAUCUGGUUCCCUCCACUCCCCACGGGCCCCACUCCAAGGGCUGGUGCCCCCCAGACUGGAAGUUUCUCUGGUCCCUCGCCGCGGGCUCUCUGAUUCUCUUCGACUGCAUCUCAAUACCCCUCUUGGGCUUCGCUGUCCGGGAGCCCUGGGUCUUCGACCUGAUCCGGAUUCUGUUUUGGACAUUGAGCCUGCCCUUUCUUUGGAGGAGUCACGGUGGAUGCAGCUCCUAUGCCCUCGCUGAUCUCGCCGUGGAGGUUUUCCUGGUGAUCCUGAUCUUCUGCGCCCUGAUCCAGGGAAGCAGCCUUUCGACGGAGGCACAAUUCUUCCUGCGAGGCCCAGAGCUUAUCCGAAUGCGUCAUAUCCGCCGACUUCAUGGCUUGCGCAUGUUCCCGCGCUUCCUCGUUAGGUGGAAUCGCGGCGAGUUGCGGAGGCUGGAGAUGCGGGCCGCGGCAAACAUCUGCAUCACGUUGCUGCUGUGCGCGAUUGGCGUGCACGUGCUGACCUGCACUUGGUUUGCUGCCGGAAGCUCCCCGAGCGGAUGGGCGGAGGAUGCUGGCCUCCUUGAGCAGCCGUUCCCGGAGCAGUACCGCAUGACAUUGGAAUUUGCGCUGUCCCGGAUACCUCCAUCGAAGACCACUGACAACAUUAUGCUGACUACACAGGCGGAGCGAGGAAUAGCUUUGACGGCAACGGCUGCAGCAAUAUUAAUCGGGUCCAUUUUCACUUCCAUCGUCACGAACGACAUGUCGGAUAUCCGCCGUGUGCGGCGGCAGCAGGGUGAAGCAGAUUGCCAACUCUCGGACUUUCUGGAGACAUAUCGGGUUUCUUGGAAGUUGGAAUGUCGCUUGAAGGACUAUCUCAAGCAAACGGUGAAGAGAGUCACCGUGCCUUCCAAGCACGAAAUUGCUUCACUUCUACCCGAAUUGUUGCACGCAGAACUAUGCGGCGAGGCUUUCGGUGGCAUAGUGGCCUGCCAUCAGACGUUCUACUCCUUGAUGUUGAAGUACCCAGACUUCCAGUACGACCUGUGUGUGCAAGGUCUUUCUGAUUGGACACUGGCACCGAAUGAGACCUUGUUUUCUCCGGGGCUACGAUGUGACAACAUGUUGUUCGUGGCAUACAAUUUCGUGCUGUACAAGCAGAAGGGCAUCGUUACACAGACAGAGCGGAGCAGCCCUCACACAGCGAAGACUUGGUCCAUUAACCGUGCAACGACUUGGGCUACAAUGUCUCCGAUAACUGCAAGCCAGCAGGUUCAGAAUUUUGUCAAGUCGGGGAAGUCUCAGAAGAGUCAGACCCCUGUUUUGCGUGUCACGCCUGGUCACUGGAUGUGCGAAGGGACGCAAUGGCAGUACCUGGGGCAAGCAGUUGCCGGCUCCAGCACCAGCCUGCUGUGCUUGAGCUACCAGCAGCUCCACUCUGUAACGGCGAGACAUCCCGAUGUCUCUGCGGAGCUUGUAAUUCAUGCGCGGCUCUUCCUCAGUGCGCUGAACGAAAUAGCAGAGGAUGAGCUGCAUGAUCUGAGCGCGGUCUUGUAA